Molecule: messenger RNA, 1257 nt
Organism: Cercopithifilaria johnstoni
Lineage: Eukaryota; Metazoa; Nematoda; Chromadorea; Rhabditida; Onchocercidae
Source: the annotation of a GenBank genome assembly
AUGAUCGAUUUGCUAACUGUUGGCUUAUGCGUUAUACUAUUUGCAAUUACUUACUAUUGGCUGACAAAACCGCUCAAUCGAAUUAAACAUUUUGAUGAUUUUGGUGUAUUUUUAAACAAAAUAAAGAUAAAUAGGCCAUAUAGCCAAGAAUAUUUGGUACAAUUGAAGAAAAUACGCUUUCUCGAUAGAAUACCACCUGUAUAUCCAAAUGGAUGGUUCUGUAUUGCUGAAUCAAGACAAAUUAAACUUAAAGAAGUGGUACCAAUUAUUUUUUUAGGACAACAAUUAACACUAAUACGAUCGGAAACCGGAAAAGUAUACUUAAUCGAUUCGUAUUGUCCACAUUUGGGUGCAAAUUUUAGUGUUGGAGGUCGUGUUGUUAACGAUAAUUGUAUACAGUGUCCAUUUCAUGGAUGGAUUUUUAACGCUGAAACAGGUAUUUGUAUGCGUAUCCCGUAUGAAACAAGUAGUACAAUACCGGAACAAGCUAAAGUAUCCACUUGGCCAGUGGUAGAGAAAAAUAUGCAUAUUUAUGCCUGGUAUCAUUGUGAUGGGAAUGAUCCGGAAUGGGAAAUUCCGGAUAUCGAUGAAAUUAUCAAUGGUGAAUGGCAGUAUAAAGGUCGAACAGAACAUGAAAUUAAUUGUCAUAUUCAGGAAAUACCGGAAAAUGGUGCUGAUAUAGCACAUUUAAAUUAUUUACAUUUAUCUGGUAUAAAUAAUGGUAAUGAUAUCACUAAAAUUGAAAUGGAAAAUCCGGAACCAUUAGUACGGCAUGUUUGGAAUGGUCGAUGGGAGCAACAACCGGAACCAAAUAAACAUAUUGGUGUAAUGUAUUUGAAGCAGAUUAUGACUAUCAUGAAAAUACCAAUGCCAUUUACAUCUAGCGAUUUGCAAGCUCGACAGAUAGGGCCAGGUAUCGUUUAUAUGAUGUUUGAUUUCGGUUGGCUUGGCCGUGGAAUCGUCUUACAACAUAUUACACCUGAAGAACCACUCUUUCAGCGUGCACGUUUUGUUAUGUACUCAAAUCUUCCAAAAUUAUACGCUAAUUUUUUUCUUCUUUGUGAAGCAAUUCACUUUGAACGAGACAUUUACGUUUGGAAUCAUAAAUGCUACGUGAAACGACCAUUGUUAACCAAAAAUGAUGGUCCAAUUUCGAAACAUCGACGUUGGUAUAAUCAAUUUUAUUCCGAUAAUAGUCCACGUUUGGAAUUAAAUGGUACUCUUAGCAAUGAUGUAAAAUCAAUAUUUGAUUGGUAA